Lethenteron reissneri (Far Eastern brook lamprey) is the source of this 6119-nucleotide messenger RNA. It is a transcript of the gene CTR9, whose product is annotated as CTR9 homolog, Paf1/RNA polymerase II complex component. Gene Ontology annotation, cellular component: Cdc73/Paf1 complex. Gene Ontology annotation, biological process: regulation of DNA-templated transcription; transcription elongation by RNA polymerase II. The record is from RefSeq and is a predicted model, not a curated record. Gene Ontology annotation, molecular function: RNA polymerase II complex binding. Lineage: Eukaryota; Metazoa; Chordata; Hyperoartia; Petromyzontiformes; Petromyzontidae.
CCUCGUCCUACCCACACGGCACCGCGCCAGCCUCGGGUCCACACUUGUUCAUCUCGAGAUGUCGCGCGGCUCCAUCGAGAUCCCGCUCAGGGACACGGACGAGGUGAUAGAGCUCGACUUUGAUCAGCUGCCGGAGGGUGACGAAGUCAUCAGCAUUCUCAAGCAGGAGCACACGCAGCUGCACAUAUGGAUCGCGCUCGCGUUGGAGUACUACCGGCAGGGCAAGCCGGAGGACUUUGUGAAGCUGCUGGAGGCGGCGCGCGUGGACGGUACGCUGGACUACCGCGACCACGAGAAGGACCAGAUGACGUGCCUCGACACGCUGGCCGCCUACUACGUGCAGCAGGCGCGGCGCGAGAAAAACAAGGAUGUCAAGAAGGAGCUGCUCACCCAGGCCACGCUCCUCUACACCAUGGCCGAUAAGAUCAUCAUGUACGACCAGAACCAUCUGCUCGGCCGAGCCUGCUACUGCCUCCUCGAGGGAGAGAAGAUGGAGCAGGCGGAUGCACAGUUCCACUUUGUGCUCAACCAGUCGCCCAGCAACAUCCCCGCGCUGCUCGGCAAGGCGUGCAUCGCGUUCAACAAGAAGGAUUUCCGCGGGGCGCUCGCCUACUACAAGAAGGCGUUACGCACUAACCCCAACUGCCCAGCGGAGGUUCGUCUGGGCAUGGGCCACUGCUUCGUGAAGCUGAGCAAGCCGGAGAAGGCGCAGCUCGCGUUCAUGCGCGCGCUGGAGCUCAACCCCAAGUGCGUGGGCGCCCUCGUCGGCCUCGCCAUCCUCGAGCUCAACAAGAAGGAGGCCGACUCGAUCAAGAACGGCGUGCAGCUGCUGUCCAAGGCCUACACCAUCGACAGCAGCAACCCCAUGGUCCUCAACCACCUGGCCAAUCACUUCUUCUUCAAGAAGGAUUACAGCAAAGUGCAGCACCUGGCACUGCACGCCUUCCACAACACGGACGUGGAGGCGAUGCAGGCCGAAAGCUGCUACCAACUGGCGCGCUCGUUCCACGUGCAGGGGGACUACGACCAGGCCUUCCAGUACUACUACCAGGCGACGCAGUUCGCCUCGCCCAACUUCCUGCUGCCCUACUUUGGCCUGGGCCAGAUGUACAUCUACCGCGGCGACCGGGAUAACGCGGCCGGCUGCUUCGAGAAGGUGCUCAAGGCCUACCCCAACAACUACGAGACCAUGAAGAUCCUGGGCUCGCUCUACGCCACCAGCAACGACCAGGAGAAGAGAGAGACUGCCAAGGGUCACCUCAAGAAGGUCACGGAGCAGUACCCCGACGAUGUGGAAGCCUGGAUUGAAUUGGCUCAGAUCCUUGAGCAAUCCGACAUACAGGGCGCGCUGUCGGCUUACGGCACGGCAACACGCAUCCUGCAGGAGAAGGUGCAGGCCGACGUUCCCCCCGAGAUCCUCAACAACGUCGCCGCGCUGCACUUCCGCCUGGGCAACCUGGGGGAGGCUAAGAAGUACUACGCGGCGUCGCUGGACAGGGCGAAGGCCGAGGCCCAGCAUGACGAGCACUACUACAACGCCAUUUCGGUGACGAGCACGUACAACCUGGCGCGCCUGCACGAGUCCACGUGCAACUACCACGGCGCAGAACAGCACUACAAGAACAUUCUCCGCGAGCAUCCCAACUACGUCGACUGCUACCUGCGACUCGGCUGCAUGGCGAGAGACAAGGGGAAUUUCUACGAGGCCUCCGACUGGUUUAAGGAGGCCCUGCAGAUCAACCAGGACCACCCAGACGCCUGGUCCCUCAUCGGGAACCUUCACCUCGCCAAGCAGGAGUGGCAGCCGGGGCAGAAAAAGUUCGAGCGAAUCCUGAAGCAGCCGGCGACGCAGAACGACGCCUACUCGAUGCUGGCGUUGGGCAACGUGUGGCUGCAGACGCUGCACCAGCCCACACGGGACAAGGAGAAGGAAAAACGUCAUCAGGAUCGUGCUUUGGCCAUCUACAAACAGGUUCUGAGGAACGACCCCAAAAACCUGUACGCAGCUAAUGGAAUCGGCGCCGUGCUGGCCCACAAGGGCUGCAUCCGCGAGGCCCGGGACGUGUUUGCCCAGGUGCGCGAGGCCACGGCGGACGUGUGCGAUGUGUGGCUCAACCUGGCGCACAUCUACGUGGAGCAGAAGCAGUUCAUCAGCGCCGUGCAAAUGUACGAGAACUGCCUCAAGAAGUUCUUCAAGUGUCAGAACACGGAGGUCCUCCUGUUCCUGGCGCGGGCGUACUUCAAGUGCGGCAAGCUGGCCGAGUGCAAGCAAACCCUUCUCAAGGCGCGGCACGUGGCGCCCAGCGACAGCGUGCUCAUGUUUAACGUGGCGCUGGUGCUGCAGCGUCUCGCCACGUCGGUGCUGCGUGACGAGAAGAGCAACCUCAAGGCCGUGCUGAGCGCCGUCAAGGAGCUCGAGCUGGCGCAGAGGUACUUCAGCUACCUGAGCAAGUCUGGCGACCGCAUGAAGUUCGACUUGGCCCAGGCGGCAGCUGAAGCCAGGCAGUGCGCCGACCUGCUGAGCCAAGCGCAGUACCACGUGUCUCGAGCCAGGAAGCUGGACGAGGAGGAGCGCUCUCAGCGCGCCAAGCAGGAGAAGGAGAAAGAGGAGCUCAAGCUGAAGCUCAUGCAGGAGCAGGAAGAAAAGCGGCGCCGGCUCUCGGAGGAGCAGCGCAAGCUCCUGGAGACACGAGCGCAGUUUGUGGAGAAGACCAAGGGCCUGCUGGUGUUCAGCGAGCGCGCCGAGCCCCAGCGCGAGAAGCGCAAGGGCGGAGGCGGCGGCGGCAAGAGGCGCAAGGGCGCCGACUACGAAGAAUUUGUGAACGACGGCUCGGAGGACGACCUGCCAACGGCGCGCAAGAAGAAGCAGCGUCGAGCGAGCAGCAGCGAGGGGGAGGGCGGCGACGGCACCGACGGGGAGAGGAGUCGCAAGCGAGGUGGUCGUAAGGCCAGGAGCCGCCACCAGAGUGGGGGCCAGGAUGAUGGGGCCCCCCGCUCCAAGAAACCUCGCAAGCAGCCGCAGAAGAAGGAGCGGCAGCGCAAAGAGGAGGCGAAGGGCGAGCGCUUGUCGGCCGCCAUGAUGAAGAAGGUGAAGUCGAAGGCCAUCAUCUCGUCGAGCGACGACUCCUCGGACGACGACGCCCUCAAGAUCGCCGACGAGGGGGGCAAGGCGAGCGGCUCCGCCUCGGACUCCGACGGGGAUGAGGCCCCCAAGCAGCAGCGUCAACGCCUCGUGUCGGACAGCGAAUCGGACGGCGGCGGCGGCGGGCAGAGCCCCCGUGCGCCCAGCGACGCCGGCAGCCGUCGCUCGCGAUCCGCCCACUCCUCAUCGGAGGACGAGGGAGGACGCGCCGGCCGUGACGACGACGACGACGACGGUGGGAGACGCGGGGGCAGCAACUCCGACGAGGACGAGGAGGCUGCGGUGGGGGGGGCCUCGGCAGGGCGUCGUCGGCGUGGCAACAUCGAUGACGACGACGAGGAGGAGGAGGCGGCGGCGGUGUCGGGCUCUGAGCGAGACGGCUCGGGCAGCCCCCCAGCCUCCGCCAGGUCGGCCUCGCCCGUCGACUCAGCCGACGACAGCCAGUGACCCUUUGACCUCGGGCUUUGACCUUGACCGUGAGCCAGCGACCCUCAUCGCCACUCUCGCUCUGCCACUGAGAAGCCGAGCGCGGGGCGCCGACUCGGACCCCGAACGCGACCCACGAGCUCCUGGCUCAGCAGCGCUGACCCACCCCUCACCGCGCUCUGGUGUGAGCUUGACUCUUCACUCACAUGGCAGCCACCGACUACUGACCCUCACCCUGACCUUGAAACAUUGGGCUCGACCGUAUCUUUGGGUCAUGAUACGAGCCCCAGCUGACGCUGACGCUUGCCGAUCUUGGCCGCCGCGCCCCGAGACUCGGUCACUUACCCUGGCACUGGUUCUUCACCGAAACCGUGAUCCUACCCCCAAGCGUUAGUCCUGACUGUGACACUUGGCUGGCUUAGGGGGGCAUUCGCGAGGCCUUGACCCUGACCCUAACCCUGACAACCCCCCCGCAUCUGACGCAGGUUCUCGUUGUGACGCUGACAGUGACCGUGAUACCAGAGUUGGAUUUCUUGCAUGACUGGGCCAUCGCGUGAAGAGGCGAUGAAAGACCGGCUACCGUUAUUCAGCCACGCACGUUCAGAACGUCUCUUGUAUCGGUGGUGUGUCCGAUCCACCCAAGCACUGUGAUCCACUGUGGUGGACCCCAACUGUCUCCACGAUCCACCACAAGAAAGCUAUGACCAACAAACAUUACCCCGACACAGUUAGCCAUGUUAUAUGCUACAGACAUAAAGUACUCGCACCAUCUAUUGGAAGAAGUAAAUAAAUGUAGGAAUUCUUUGUCGGGGAUUUUUUAUUUUAUUUGCCCUUUAGCCAAAGUGAAAAUUUUGUGCUUUUUUUCUUGUCAUUGUUUUGGUUCUGAUUUGUCCUGAGAUCUACAACAAAAAACGCAGAUCGCCCUUCCACGUAUUAGCUACCGCUGGACUAGAGCAAUGAACGUAAUUUUACUGAGAAACGACGGGAGCUGCGGCAGUGGAGUCGCGAUUAUCACAACGGACCUGCAACCCAGAGGUCGCCGCUUAGAUUCCAUCUCCCGGCGCGAAACAACGCGGAGAGUUUCUUCAAAUCCCCCACCGUCUCUGGUCCACCCAGCGGUGUUUAAAAGGCUCUGGCACAGUCCAUCGGCAAGGUCGAGGUGCGUUUGGGGGCUUACGUUCACCUCUCCAAGACGCCGGGUCGGCGUCGAAGAGUCGGACCGAAUGCCCCUCGGCAGCUGCCUCUUCGGCGGAGGCGCCGUCCGCUAGCGGUGGCGUGAGUGAGCCCAGGCGUAGUAGUUGCAGGGCCCGCGCAGUUUUCCUUUGAAUUGAGAAGUUUCCGGUUAAUGUACCGCAACGGUGGCUUACGCUGCCGUGCGGUUCGUCCGUUGGCUCGUGCCGAUCGGUGCAUUCGUGACGACUAACAUUUCACCGAAAUCCAUGUACCGGUCGCUGGCUUUUGGAAUCGUUAAGCGAUCCGCAUCGUGACCCUUGCCCUGUCCCCCGACUAAACUAUCCACUUGAUUCUCGGCCAGUGACGCUGUGACCCUAAGCCCGAGUCGAAUCCGCACGCUGCCUCUAAUCCUCGCCCUCGCUCAGAGCCACACGGACAUCGCCGCGCUUCCUCUCUUGUGUAGGUUUUUAGACUGUUGGGGCAAGUGCUGUUAGCGGACACCUAUUAAGGCGAGCACGACACGCGAGAGGAUUGGCGUGGCCAUCACGGCGCCUGUCCGCCUUUGUCUCCCGAGUGCUGGUGGUGUUCACAACACCCCAUUAAAUGCUCUUUUUCAGGCUGAGUCUGCCUUGGGGAGGCCGAAUGCAGGUUAUCUUAACGAUUGCCACCAUGGGCAGGAAUCGGAUCCAGGUGCUCCGGGUUCACGGAACCACGCAGCGAGCUCUGCUACGCCACUGCUCCCAACACUCGUACAGAAAAAAAAAUCGCCGGACACGCACGGGUGGUACUUUGCGUACAUUUUUAUUUGUAGGCGUUGGAUAAACGUACGGAUUGGUGUAAAGCUCAGAAAUAGUAUUGUAAGCUUUGCAUAAAGGUAAAUUCCCGGUCCUCUCCGCAUGGACCCUCACGCCACGCUCUUGUCCAACGCAAUUGUUUAUUAAUGAUGGUACGGUCAUCAUCAUCGUCGUCGUCAUCAUCGUCAUCUUGUGCUCAAUCCACUGCUGGAUGAAGGCCUCCCCCAAGCCGCCGCAACAAUCCACACCUCGGGCGGCUGCACAUGAGCCGAUUGGCUGCACGGUGGUGGUGGGUUGUCGAUAAUAGGAAGCUGCCCCCCCCCCCCCCCGUCUAUAAACACAGUUACCGAUCAACUGUCUCCAGCUGUAAAACACGACGUCCGCCUACACGUUCUUACAGUUCCGGCGUCGGUCACCACGCACAAAGUGUACCGAGUGAAAUCAUUAUUAAAAGACUUAUGUUUUUUUCUUCUAAAUCAGUGGUGGAAUUCCUCACUUGGACCCGCGACCUGUAUGCGUGUGGAAUUUCCACACUCCAAAACUUGAACAUUCCGUCCGACGCACGGGACUUUCGGGAAUGGAUU